GUGCUUAAAACGAGGAAGGAAGUGCCGUAUACCUUCCUCUCACUACACACUUGGAGAGAUUAGCGGCAGCAGUAAUCUGUUUCAGGACCAUGGCCAGAGACAACGUUUGGAUAUGAAUCUUAUCGAAAGUUUCCUACGACUCUCUGUGAACCUUUACGGACACCAAACAGUGUGACGAAGUUUGUUUGGACAGGGUAUCCGGAAAAGUGGGGCUGAACAUGCAUAUUCGACUGGUUUUAUAUAAAGGGACUUGAAGGAGGCUCAGUCAAAUCUCUGGACAGUCUGUCGCUGAUUACGAGUCUCGUUUCACAUGAAAGCGUGAGUUACGAAAGCUGGUGACCCAACCAAAUCGGUUCUUUUAAUGUGAGUAAGAAGCAAGAAGCCGGGAAGCAGAGGAGAAAGGCUGUGCGCUCAGUCGGGAGCGCGCAGAGACUGCACAUUGGGCCGGUCCUGGAGACGUGAGGAUGGAGGUCCGGCCGGACAGGUUUAAGGCCGUGGCAGCCAAAACUCUUGGGAAAAUAUACGGAGCUAUCGAGAAGAAACAGGAAAAUGGCGAGACCAUCGAGCUGUCGGCAGAGGGCCGGCCAGAGCUGGUGGAGGAGAAGGAGAUGCCUGUGGUGGACUGCACGUGCUUCGGUCUGCCCAGGCGCUACAUCAUCGCAAUCCUCUCUGGCAUUGGUUUCUGCAUCUCCUUCGGUAUCCGGUGUAACUUGGGCGUGGCUAUCGUCAGCAUGGUCAACAGCCACACCAUCUUCAAAGACAACAAGGAGGUUAUAGUGAAAGCACAGUUUGACUGGGAUCCUGAAACGGUGGGAAUGAUCCACGGUUCAUUCUUCUGGGGAUACAUUGUAACUCAAAUCCCAGGAGGGUUCAUUUGUCAAAAGUUUGCAGCAAACAGGGUGUUUGGCUUUGCUAUAGUGGCAACAUCUUUCCUGAACAUGCUCAUUCCUACAGCAGCUCGUAUGCACUUUGGCUGCGUUAUCAUUGUCAGGAUCUUUCAAGGACUUGUGGAGGGAGUUUCAUACCCAGCAUGUCAUGGUAUUUGGGCCAAAUGGGCACCACCUCUUGAAAGAAGUCGCCUGGCAACAACAGCCUUUUGUGGUUCUUAUGCUGGUGCUGUGAUUGCCAUGCCAUUAGCUGGAAUCCUAGUCCAGUACUCAGGAUGGUCAUCUGUCUUCUAUGUGUAUGGAAGUUUUGGUGUUAUGUGGUAUUGCUUUUGGAUCCUGGUCUCGUAUGAAAGUCCGGCAGCUCACCCCACCAUCACCGAGGAGGAGAGGAAAUACAUUGAGGAAAGCAUUGGCGAGUCAGCCCAAUUUACAGUAACGAAAUUCAACACACCGUGGAGGGCCUUCUUUACCUCCAUGCCAGUGUAUGCCAUCAUCGUAGCCAACUUCUGCCGAAGCUGGACUUUCUACUUGCUCCUCAUCAGCCAGCCUGCUUACUUUGAGGAGGUCUUUGGGUUUGAAAUUAGCAAGGUGGGGAUAUUGUCUGCUCUUCCUCAUCUGGUUAUGACCAUCAUUGUGCCCAUUGGUGGCCAGAUUGCUGACUAUUUGCGAUGCAACCACAUCAUGACCACCACGAAUGUCAGGAAGCUAAUGAACUGUGGAGGGUUUGGGAUGGAGGCUACCUUGCUGCUGGUAGUUGGUUUUUCACACACAAAAGGCAUUGCCAUUACAUUCCUGGUCCUGGCUGUGGGUUUCUCUGGUUUCGCCAUUUCAGGUUUCAAUGUCAACCACCUGGACAUUGCACCGCGGUAUGCUAGUAUCCUCAUGGGUAUCUCCAACGGCGUAGGCACCUUGUCUGGGAUGGUCUGCCCACUUAUAGUCGGUGCCAUGACAAAGCACAAGACGCGAGAAGAGUGGCAGGGCGUGUUUCUUAUUGCCUCACUCGUUCAUUAUGGAGGUGUUAUGUUCUAUGGUAUUUUUGCAUCUGGAGAGAAACAAUCUUGGGCAGAGCCAGAGCAGCUGAGUGACGAGAAAUGCGGGAUCCUGGACGAGGACGAGCUUGCAAAUGAGACGGAAGAACUGUAUCGCACAAGCGGUGGAGCGGGCUACGGAGCCACGAACCAGGCAUCGGAUCCCAACGGAGGGGGCAUGGCUGGGGGAGGAGGAGGAGGCUGGGUGUCAGACUGGGACAAAACUGAGGAGUAUGUCCAACCAGCCGGAACCAAUAAUUAUCUUUACGGAGGAGAGGGCGACCGAGAGUUAUAACGUAAAGCCAGCAGACACAGUUUAUCAGCAAUGUGGAAUUUCACUCAAUGGCAUUAAAAAACUGGUGGGAAUGUGGGGAUGGACAAUUUUCAGCAGGUCUGACUAUUUUAUCAUAAAUUAAGAAUUUCACAGAGACUGCACAGUAGAGAUGAAGACAGUAGUAAACGUAAAAUGUGUUUGUGCAUGAGUGCAGUCGUUAUACGCUGUGUGGCAGAAUGGUGUCACCGGCCCACCUUCAGACAUGUCGGAGGACGGCUUUAGGCCUGGUGUGGCGUUCUUUGAUGCUUAGUCAUUGUAACUGUAGAAACUGGACUGACAUGACAUGGAUUUCAUUUCUAUGCCUCUUAUUUGUAUUUUAAUCACUUGUGAUUACACAUCUUUAGGUGCACAAUGAUCACACUGACUUUGAUAUCUAUUGUCAGAUUAGUUUCGAAGACAAGAUUUUUCAUAGGGGUGGCCAAGAGAGAAACAACCUGCUGUAGGUUUAUGUAUUAGUCUUCCUAGUCAAAUGGUACAUUUACUACAUAGAAUAAUAACGUAUUUGUUUGAUUUUUAUUUUUCACCCUUAUCUGAUUUAAAAAACAAAACAAAAAAGAUCUGCAACCACCUGUUGAGAUACUCUCAUUCAUGGCAAAACAGGUUUGCUGAAGAUAUAGUAAUUUCUGGAUGUAAUUUCUCCAUGAAUAUAUAGUUGAACAUAGCCACCCAUGGCCACCCCUUGUCUCUGCCCCUGGCCCCAACAGGUUUUUGGUUGUUUUGUUUUGUUUUUCAUUAUUGUCCUUAAUGUGCACAUUUUAGAAAAAAAAAAAUCAUGUGCCAAUACAACACAAUAUAUAAUGUUCUGUAGUAUUGGUUUAUUCAUCCACUGAAAAAGGAACUGAACAUCUGCAAAUAACACCACAUCUGGCUUUCUGGGAAGUCUACAUAGACAUUUUAGAUGCACUUUUUAACCACUGUAUGUAGUGGACUACUACCUUGCCUACUAGCUGUCAUACUGUGAAAAAAAGCAUAUAGGAUUAGUUUAAAUCUCCAGAACAUCAACGUCCUCUUUUAAAAUUAGACUCUUAGGUUAGAAACUGUUUUUCUUUCUGUUUCUUUCUGUUUCUAUUCUUUCUGUUUC
This is a messenger RNA of Pundamilia nyererei, 3330 nucleotides long. Its product is annotated as vesicular glutamate transporter 1-like. The record is from RefSeq and is a predicted model, not a curated record. NCBI's taxonomy places the organism in Eukaryota, Metazoa, Chordata, Actinopteri, Cichliformes, Cichlidae. The coding region runs from base 465 to 2210 and encodes 581 amino acids. Gene Ontology annotation, molecular function: neurotransmitter transmembrane transporter activity; L-glutamate transmembrane transporter activity. Gene Ontology annotation, biological process: regulation of synapse structure or activity; synaptic transmission, glutamatergic; transmembrane transport. Gene Ontology annotation, cellular component: synaptic vesicle membrane; excitatory synapse. The transcript has 13 exons.